This is a messenger RNA of Ceratina calcarata, 7420 nucleotides long. It is a transcript of the gene alpha-Spec, whose product is annotated as alpha spectrin. The record is from RefSeq and is a predicted model, not a curated record. NCBI's taxonomy places the organism in Eukaryota, Metazoa, Arthropoda, Insecta, Hymenoptera, Apidae. Gene Ontology annotation, molecular function: protein binding; calcium ion binding. The transcript has 7 exons. Bases 164 to 7420 code for a protein of 2418 amino acids.
AAACCCCCCCGCCAGGAGCCGCAGUUAGUAUCGAACGUCGACGAACGUCAGUUGUUAGUGUACACAUCGAACACAGGAAAAUUGUGCAAGUUGACCCUACCACACCCGGUAGCCAUUUUGGACAGUGGAGAAGUGUCUUUAAAGCGAUAAGAAUUGCCGAAGGAUGGAUCAGAUCACGCCGAAGGAAGUAAAGAUCCUGGAAAAUCCUGAGGAUAUUCAGGAAAGGAGAGAGCAAGUCCUCGGUCGAUAUGCGAAUUUCAAGGCGGAGGCCCGGAAUAAGAGGGAUAAACUCGAGGACUCCCGUCGCUUUCAGUACUUUAAGCGAGAUGCGGAUGAGCUCGAAGGAUGGAUCUUCGAAAAAUUGCAAGCUGCCUCGGACGAAAGCUACAAGGAUCCUACCAACCUUCAGGCUAAGAUUCAGAAACAUCAAGCCUUCGAAGCAGAAGUCGCAGCACAUUCCAAUGCUAUAGUGUCCUUGGACAAUACUGGCUCCGAAAUGAUAGCUCAACAUCACUUUGCAAGCGACGUUAUUCGUAAGAGACUAGUGGAUCUUCAUCAGCUAUGGGAACUGCUUCUGUCGAGAUUAGCAGACAAAGGUCUUAAAUUGCAACAAGCUCUGGUACUUGUUCAGUUCAUCAGACACUGCGAUGAAGUUAUGUUCUGGAUCCACGAUAAAGAGGCGUUCGUUACCACCGAUGAAUUUGGGCACGACUUGGAACACGUCGAAGUACUUCAAAGGAAGUUCGACGAAUUCCAGAAGGACAUGGCUAGCCAGGAAUACAGAGUGACAGAGGUGAACGAAGUGGCAGAUAAACUUCUUCUGGAUGGACAUCCCGAGCGUGAUACUAUCCUACGCAGAAAGGAGGAGCUUAACGAGUCUUGGCAGAGAUUGAAGCAGCUUGCGGUUUUGCGCCAAGAGAAACUAUUCGGCGCGCACGAGAUUCAAAGAUUCAACCGGGACGCAGACGAGACAAUGGCGUGGAUCGCGGAAAAGGACGUUGUUCUAUCCUCAGACGAUUUUGGACGUGACCUCGCAAGCGUGCAGACUUUGCAAAGGAAACACGAAGGAAUAGAGCGCGACCUGGCAGCUUUAGAAGACAAGGUGUACACGCUGGGAGCUGAAGCAGAUCGCCUCGCUGGUAUCCAUCAAGCGGACCACUCGAAACAAAUUCAAGCUAAACGUGCGGAGAUUUUACAAUCAUGGGAGAGCCUUACUGCGAAAGCUAAGGAAAGACGUUUGAAGCUCGACGAGUCUUAUUAUCUGCAUAGAUUUUUAGCCGACUACAGAGAUUUGGUCUCAUGGAUGAACGACAUGCGUGCGAUUAUAUCAGCUGACGAAUUGGCGAAAGACGUGGCAGGUGCCGAAGCGCUUGUCGAGAGGCACCAGGAACACAAGGGAGAAAUCGACGCCAGAGCUGAUAGCUUUGACGCGACCACUUUGGCUGGCAACAAGUUGCUCGAGAAGAAACACUAUGCCGCGGAGGAGGUGGCCAGAAAAUUGAACUCGCUUGCCGAAGAGAAACAAUCUCUUUUGAGUCUUUGGGAAAAAAGGAAGAUCCUGUACGAACAGUGCAUGGACUUGCAGUUAUUCUACCGAGAUACGGAGCAAGCGGACGCUUGGAUGGCUAAACAGGAAGCUUUCCUAGCGAAUGAAGAUUUGGGAGAUUCUUUGGACAGCGUAGAAGCUCUUAUUAAAAAACACGAAGACUUUGACAAGUCUCUGGCCGCGCAGGAAGACAAGAUCAAAAUAUUGGACGACUUUGCUAGCAAGUUGAUAGAGGGUGAACAUUACGCGGCAGAUGAUGUGGCACAAAGACGCAAAAUGCUGUUGGAAAGACGGGCUGUUCUCCUUGAGAAAUCUGCUCAGAGAAGACGUCGCCUUGAGGACGCAUAUAAAUUGCAACAGUUCGAACGCGACUGCGACGAAACGAAGGGUUGGGUCAACGAGAAAUUGAAAUUCGCCACUGACGAUAAUUAUUUGGAUCCUACUAAUUUGAACGGCAAGGUACAGAAACAUCAGAAUUUCGAGCAAGAGUUGACCGCUAACAAAACUCGUGUGGAAGAGAUGGUAGCUACUGGUCGUGAACUGAUAAGCAACGGUCAUUACGCUUCUGACAGAAUUAGUACUCGUUCCGAGGAGAUCGCGUCUCUGUGGGACAGCCUCACUCACGCCACCGGAAAGAAAGGAUCGAAACUUCAGGAAGCCUCUCAACAACAGCAGUUUAAUCGCACUGUGGAGGAUAUCGAAUUAUGGUUGUCGGAAGUGGAAGGGCAAUUGAUGUCCGAAGAUUAUGGCAAAGAUCUGACCAGCGUGCAAAAUCUCCAAAAGAAACACGCUCUUCUGGAAGCCGACGUUGCGUCUCACUCGGACAGAAUCGAGACCAUCGCUCAAGCUGCGGAGCAGUUUGUAAGUCAGGGUCACUUCGACGCCGACAACAUCAGAGCCAAGCAAGAACAGUUGCAAAGCCGCUACGCUGCUCUGCAACGUCCCAUGAGCAUCCGUAAGCUGCGUCUAUUCGAUUCUCUGCAAGUACAACAAUUAUUUAGAGAUAUAGAAGACGAAGAAGCCUGGAUCCGCGAGAAGGAACCGGUUGCUGCGUCCACCAACCGUGGCCGUGAUCUCAUCGGCGUGCAGAAUCUGCAGAAAAAACAUCAAGCUGUUCUCGCGGAAAUAAACAAUCACGAACCGCGCGUAGCUGCCGUUUGCCAAGCCGGUGCGUCGAUGUUGCAAGAGAGUCACUUCGCUGCGGAAGAAAUUGGCCAACGACUGGCUGCACUCGACGAGCAUUGGGGACAACUGAAAGAGAAAGCCAGGCAGCGUAAGACUGACUUGGACGACUCGCUUCAAGCACAUCAGUACUUCGCCGAUGCGAACGAGGCUGAAUCAUGGAUGAAGGAGAAACGACCCAUAGUGAUGAACACCGAUUACGGAAAGGACGAAGACAGCUCCGAGGCUCUUUUGAAAAAGCACGAGGCAUUGGUCAGCGACUUGGAAGCUUUUGCCAGCACCAUAGCCGCACUUCGUGAACAAGCUGCUGCUUGUAGACAACAGGAGACUCCCGCUAUUGACAUCACUGGUAAAGAAUGCGUGGUAGCUCUGUAUGAUUAUACGGAAAAAUCUCCGAGAGAAGUCUCUAUGAAGAAGGGCGAUACUUUGACUUUGUUAAACUCGAACAACAAGGAUUGGUGGAAAGUCGAGGUGAACGAUCGCCAAGGUUUCGUUCCAGCUGCGUAUGUGAAGAGAGUCGAGCCUGAAGCUGGACUGAGUGCUUCUCAGCAGAACCUAGCUAGGGAACAGAGUUCCAUUGCUGCCAGACAGGCACAGAUAGAGGCUCAAUACGAUGAUCUGUUGAGAUUGGCGCGCGAACGGCAGAACAAGCUAAACGAGACGGCCAAGGCUUACGUGCUCGUCAGAGAGGCUGCUGAGUUGGCUACUUGGAUCAAGGACAAGGAGAACCACGCUCAAGUUCAAGACGUCGGUGAAGAUCUGGAGCAAGUGGAGGUCAUGCAGAAGAAGUUCGAUGAUUUCCAGGCAGACUUGAAGGCUAACGAAGUUCGUCUAGCUGAGAUGAACGAGAUCGCCGUGCAGUUGAUGAGUCUUGGGCAGACGGAGGCAGCCCUGAAGAUCCAAACGCAGAUACAGGACUUGAACGAGAAGUGGACCAGCCUGCAGACUCUUACCGCGGAACGUGCCAACCAGCUCGGUUCUGCUCACGAAGUACAACGAUUCCAUCGUGAUGUUGACGAGACCAAGGAUUGGAUUCGGGAGAAGGACGCCGCGUUGAACAACGACGACCUGGGCAAGGAUCUGCGCAGCGUACAGGCGCUGCAACGUAAGCACGAAGGCCUUGAGAGAGACCUGGCCGCUUUAGGAGAUAAGAUCAAGCAACUGGACGAAACGGCUAAUCGUCUGAUGCAGUCGCAUCCCGAGACGGCCGAACAAACGUACGCUAAACAGAAGGAGAUCAACGAGGAAUGGACCCAGUUGACGGCGAAAGCUAACAGCAGGAAGGAGAAGUUGCUGGAUUCUUAUGACUUGCAACGAUUCCUCAGCGAUUACAGGGAUCUAAUGGCUUGGAUAAAUUCGAUGAUGGGUCUGGUCGCUUCGGAGGAGUUGGCUUCCGACGUGACCGGAGCGGAAGCCCUGCUUGAACGGCAUCAGGAACAUCGCAUGGAGAUCGACGCCAGGGCAGGCACCUUCCAGGCGUUCGAACUUUUUGGCCAGCAACUUCUACAGUCGAGUCACUACGCUAGCGUGGAGAUUCAAGAGAAGCUUGAAUCGAUGGCCGAGGCGCGUCAAGAACUAGAAAAGGCUUGGAUCCGAAGACGCAUGCAAUUGGAUCAGAAUCUGGAGCUCCAAUUGUUCUGCAGAGAUUGCGAGCAAGCUGAGAACUGGAUGAGCGCACGUGAAGCCUUCCUGAGCACCGCAGACACUGUCGACAGUGGCGACAACGUGGAAGCUCUUAUCAAAAAGCACGAGGACUUCGACAAGGCCAUUAACGCUCACGAAGAGAAGAUUGGCACCUUGCAGACCUUGGCCGAUCAGCUAAUUGCUGCCGAGCAUUAUGCCGCGAAACCGAUCGAUGAGAAACGUUGCCAAGUUCUAGUUCGUUGGAAACACCUCAAAGAUGCUCUCAUCGAGAAACGAUCCAAGUUGGGAGAGUCUCAAACCUUGCAACAGUUCUCCCGCGACGCCGACGAGAUGGAAAAUUGGAUCGCAGAAAAGCUGCAACUCGCUACUGAAGAAAACUACAAGGAUCCAGCUAAUAUCCAAUCAAAACAUCAGAAGCAUCAAGCGUUCGAAGCCGAAUUAGCUGCGAACGCGGACAGGAUUCAAUCAGUGCUCGCCAUGGGCGGCAAUUUAAUCGAGAAACACCAAUGUGCCGGUUCCGAGGACGCUGUUCAAAAGCGACUUGCUUCGAUCGCCGAUCAAUGGGAGUAUCUUACUCAGAAGACCACCGAGAAGUCGAUGAAGCUGAAAGAGGCGAACAAACAGCGCACGUACAUCGCUGCCGUCAAGGAUCUCGAUUUCUGGCUCGGCGAAGUGGAGAGCUUGCUCACCUCCGAAGACGCUGGCAAGGAUCUGGCCUCCGUCCAGAAUCUGAUGAAGAAACAUCAAUUGGUCGAAGCCGAUAUCCAAGCGCACGAAGAGAGGAUCAAGGAUAUGAACGCGCAGGCGGAUUCUCUGAUCGAAAGUGGGCAGUUCGACGCAGCUGGUAUUCAAGAGAAACGACAGAGUAUCAACGAGCGUUAUGAAAGAAUUCGCAAUCUCGCUGCUCACAGGCAGGCUAGAUUGAACGAAGCAAACACCUUGCAUCAGUUCUUCCGAGAUAUCGCCGACGAGGAGUCUUGGAUCAAGGAGAAAAAACUAUUGGUCGGAUCGGACGACUACGGCCGCGAUCUUACGGGUGUGCAAAACUUGAAAAAGAAACACAAACGAUUGGAAGCUGAAUUGGGUAGUCACGAGCCCGCGAUUCAAGCUGUUCAAGAGGCGGGAGAGAAACUAAUGGACGUCUCUAACUUGGGUGUACCCGAAAUUGAACAACGCUUGAAGCUUCUCAAUCAGGCGUGGGCUGAGUUGAAACAGUUGGCUGCUAACAGAGGACAGAAGCUGGACGAGUCUCUGACGUAUCAACAGUUCUUGGCUAAAGUCGAGGAAGAGGAGGCUUGGAUUACAGAGAAGCAGCAAUUGUUAUCGGUCGAAGAUUACGGCGACACUAUGGCUGCAGUUCAGGGUCUGCUGAAGAAGCACGAUGCCUUUGAAACUGAUUUUGCAGCUCAUGGCGAACGCUGCAAAAAUAUCUGUGAAGCUGGAGAAGCUUUGAUCAAGGCUGGAAACCAUCGCGCAGAUGCUAUAGGACAGAGAUGCGCUCAGCUUCGCAAUAAACUGGAACAACUCGGCGCUCUUGCUGCCAGAAGGAAGACCCGACUCAACGAUAACUCAGCUUAUUUGCAAUUCAUGUGGAAGGCGGACGUGGUCGAGUCCUGGAUCGCUGAUAAAGAGACUCACGUACGUUCGGAGGAAUUCGGACGCGACUUAUCCACCGUUCAAACGCUGCUGACUAAACAGGAAACUUUCGAUGCAGGAUUGCACGCGUUCGAGCAUGAAGGAAUUCAGAACAUCACUUCGUUAAAGGAAAUGCUGGUUGAUUCCGGACACGAUCAGACACCUAGUAUUCAGAAACGUCAUGCAGAUGUGAUCGCUCGCUGGCAAAAGCUCUUGGCUGACUCGGACGCAAGGAAACAACGUUUGCUGAGAAUGCAAGAUCAGUUCAGACAAAUCGAAGAAUUGUAUCUAACGUUCGCUAAGAAGGCAUCCGCUUUCAAUUCGUGGUUCGAGAACGCUGAGGAAGAUUUGACCGAUCCCGUUCGAUGCAACAGUAUCGAAGAGAUUCGAGCCCUUAGGGAAGCCCAUGCACAAUUUCAGGCUAGCUUGUCCUCGGCGGAGGCAGAUUUCGAAGCUUUGGCCGCCCUCGACAGACAGAUCAAGAGCUUUAAUGUCGGCCCGAAUCCAUACACGUGGUUCACGAUGGAAGCUUUGGAAGACACCUGGCGUAAUCUGCAGAAGAUAAUCAAGGAACGAGAUGUGGAGCUUGCCAAGGAAGCUCAACGGCAGGAGGAGAACGAUAAGUUGCGUAAGGAGUUUGCCAAGCACGCAAACGCCUUCCAUCAAUGGCUUGCGGAGACGAGAACGUCUAUGAUGGAAGGAUCAGGAUCGUUGGAACAACAAUUGGAAGCAACGAAGAGGAAGACUCAGGAAGUUCGAGCACGACGUCAAGACCUGAAGAAGAUCGAAGACCUGGGAGCGAUCUUGGAGGAACACUUGAUUCUGGAUAAUCGUUACACAGAGCACAGUACCGUGGGAUUAGCGCAACAGUGGGACCAGUUGGAUCAAUUAGGAAUGCGGAUGCAGCACAAUCUGGAACAACAGAUACAAGCUCGCAAUCAGUCCGGUGUUUCCGAGGAUGCUCUCAAAGAAUUCUCGAUGAUGUUCAAGCACUUCGACAAGGACAAGAGUGGUCGCCUGAAUCACCAGGAAUUCAAGUCCUGCUUAAGGGCACUUGGUUACGAUUUGCCGAUGGUAGAGGAAGGCCAGCCCGAUCCGGAGUUCGAAAAUAUUCUCGAUAUCGUCGAUCCGAAUAGAGACGGCUACGUUUCACUGCAGGAGUACAUGGCGUUCAUGAUCAGUAAGGAAACCGAGAACGUGCAAAGCUCUGAGGAGAUAGAAAAUGCUUUCCGUGCAAUCACCGCCGCAGAUCGACCAUACGUGACGAAGGAGGAAUUAUAUGCUAACCUCACGAAGGAGAUGGCCGACUACUGCGUUGCUCGUAUGAAACCGUACGUCGAUCCAAAGACCGAGCGACCGAUCACAGGGGCAUUGGAUUACAUUGAAUUUACUCGUACUCUUUUCCAGAAUUAA